AUGGCCGGCCUCGACGUCGGCUACGGCCAGCCAACCACGGCGUAUAUGCAGGAGCUCGAGGAAGACCAGAGCCGUCGAGCUGAGCGCGGCCCCGCAUUCAAAGGCCGCGCUAUGCUGAGUAAGGCUACCCCGUACCGCUGCACGACUCCAAGCCCUCCUGACUCGUGCCGCCAGCCUCAACACCAGCGGUACCACCAUCGGCGUGGGCCCCGAGCAGUCGUCUCUUGGAUCCUACCCGAUCUCCGCCCUUGCACGCGCCCCGGCAUGCCUGGAAACCACUCCAGACGCGGUGCGAUUGGCUAUGCAAUGUCCAUAGCCGCCCCCAGCAGCGAUAGUCUCGCACCCUCGACGCACCCUGUGACUGCCCUGACGCAGGGAAGCUGUCUGGAUGCCCCUCGCCACCGGUCUGAUGGAUACCAGGCCCUCCGUCGUCGCUCAUCCCUAGGGCUGCUGCUGCUGCUGCUCAAUUGGCCUAGAACCGCUUCCGCACCGGUCAGAACGGCACAGCAAAUGGACCCCCCCAAAACGCGGCGACGGGCUUCGUGA
Messenger RNA from Mytilinidion resinicola, 546 nucleotides. RefSeq lists its product as uncharacterized. Lineage: Eukaryota; Fungi; Ascomycota; Dothideomycetes; Mytilinidiales; Mytilinidiaceae. The transcript has a single exon. The coding region runs from base 1 to 546 and encodes 181 amino acids. The record is from RefSeq and is a predicted model, not a curated record.